AUGACGAAAGAUCAACUCCCAGUCUUUAAUGACGAGAAGCAAGACAUAAUCUGCAACAAAUGUCUUGCUGAAGCCAAAAAAGUCAAGAUGGAUUCAGAUAUCACAAUUCACACCCACAAACCCGAUUCCGUCUCGUCUAAAGCCAUUCGCUACCCAAAAUAUUAUACUACAGAAAUAUGUAUCUUAUCCCUGAUCGUCAUGACUCCUUCUCUAUUAAUCUGUCUUCUCAUCAUCUAUCAAACAAUCACUCAUUCCGAAAGCUGGAAUUCCAAGACCAAAUAUCAUCCUCUGAGAUACACACUCAGAGAAUCUCAGUUUUCUCCCACACAAAUCGAAUGGGGAAAUAAAUAUGUGUUACCCUCAACACGAUUUAUCUUUUCAGCCGUCAUAUGGGAGGAAUGGGUUCUGGGCUCUUGUUUUGGCGCCAUAUUGAUGAUGACUAUGAUAAUGGUGCUCCUCAUCAAUAUUCACAUGCGAGGAUAUUUUAAAGCGCGUCAAUUGGAUGACGGUGAAAAUAUGGGCGCUGGAGAGAAGAAUGUAUGGUGUUGA
Messenger RNA from Botrytis porri, 549 nucleotides. RefSeq lists its product as uncharacterized. Lineage: Eukaryota; Fungi; Ascomycota; Leotiomycetes; Helotiales; Sclerotiniaceae. The transcript is spliced from 2 exons. The coding region runs from base 1 to 549 and encodes 182 amino acids. The record is from RefSeq and is a predicted model, not a curated record.